Molecule: messenger RNA, 2927 nt
Organism: Hydractinia symbiolongicarpus
Lineage: Eukaryota; Metazoa; Cnidaria; Hydrozoa; Anthoathecata; Hydractiniidae
Product: vesicle-fusing ATPase-like
Exons: 2
Coding region: 325-2565 (746 amino acids)
Biological process (GO): Golgi to plasma membrane protein transport; SNARE complex disassembly; intra-Golgi vesicle-mediated transport
Cellular component (GO): Golgi stack
Molecular function (GO): ATP hydrolysis activity; ATP binding
Source: RefSeq, a predicted model, not a curated record
AAGAAGCUCGGGCAAGAGACUAUGAAUUGUACGCUAUAAGGAGGUUUCGCAACUACAGGGGAUUAUUAAGGGCCAUGGCAAACUCUUCUCAACAUAUAAAUAGAAAAAAAUCAAGGACUCUCUGGGAAGGGGGCGAGCACGUCUUUAUGGCGAGGCGGAUUUAAUAAAGAGGGCGGUAGUAUCAAAGAAACACGGUAUUUGAGUAAGCGAGUCAAUGAUUCGAUUUUUUACAACUCGACAAAAACACUUUGACAUGACAGGUGCUGAUCUGACUGUACUAUAAAACUACUACAGCUACUAAAUUUCUUUUAUUUCCAAUACAAGAUGAAAUUCGAAGUAUCAAAGUCUCCUACAGACGAGCUUUCACUGAAAAAUUGUGUAGUGUUACAUCCUGAUGAUAUAAAAAAGCUUGAUCCAAAAUAUGAAGCCAAUGAACUUCAUAAAACGUAUGUUGCCAUAUCUGGAGAUCGUGGAGAAUACAUAUUUGCUGUAAUAGAUUCAACUAAGAUGAAAACAGGCACUUUAGGCCUAAGUGCUGUGCAACGUAGAUGGAUGCAAGUGGGAUUACAAAAACUGGUUGAAACUCACUUGUACACAACCAGGAUUAAUUUUUUAGCAGCAAUUACUUUUGAAGCAGAUUUUCUUCAAAAAACAAAGACCAGCAAAGAUUCUUUUAACACUGACAAAAUGUUGGAAGCUGUCUAUGAUACUUUCAUGUCAGUGCCGUUUUCCUAUGAGCAAGAAAUAGUGUUUAAAUUUGGAAAUAGACCAUUUUUAUUAUUGAAAGUCAAAGAGCUACAAGCUAUGGAUGCUUCGUUAUUAUCUGGUGAAAAGCCAGACAAUACAAGAAAAGUUAAUGUUGGCAUUUUGACUGCGAAUACAACAGUAUUGUUUGACAAAAAGGAAGAAUCGAUUUUGUCACUUACAGGCAAAGCUAAAGCAAAAUCAGCAACAACAUCAAUAAUCAAUCCUGAAUGGGAUUUCUCGAAAAUGGGUAUUGGCGGUUUGGAUGAUGAGUUUUCUGCAAUAUUUAGAAGAGCGUUUGCAUCUCGUGUAUUUCCACCAGAAGUUAUUGAACAAUUGGGACUGCAACAUGUUAAAGGGAUCUUGUUAUUUGGUCCUCCUGGUACUGGAAAAACAUUAAUGGCACGGCAGAUUGGAAAGAUGUUGAAUGCCAGAGAACCAAAAAUUGUUAAUGGUCCUGAAAUUUUAAAUAAGUAUGUUGGUGAAUCAGAAGCAAAUAUUCGUAAGUUAUUUGAAGAAGCUGAAAAUGAGCAAAAGAAAAUGGGUGCAAACAGUGGACUGCAUAUGAUUAUAUUCGAUGAAAUUGAUGCUAUUUGUAAACAAAGAGGAACAGUGACUGGUAGUACUGGGGUUGCUGACACAGUUGUUAAUCAAUUGCUUUCUAAGAUUGAUGGUGUUGAGCAGUUAAACAAUAUUCUUAUAAUUGGUAUGACAAAUCGAAAAGAUUUGAUUGAUGAGGCUCUCAUUCGUCCAGGUCGGCUAGAAGUGCAAAUGGAGAUUGGUCUACCCAGUGAAGAAGGAAGACUUCAAAUUCUUAAUAUUCACACAGCUAGACUUAAAGAACAUAAUAAGCUUGAAAAUGAUGUAAAACUUGCUAGGCUUGCUGCUCUCACAAAGAAUUACAGUGGUGCAGAAAUCGAAGGUUUGGUCCGAGCAGCAACAACGACAGCAAUGAAUAAGCUAGUGAAGGCUCAAAGUACUGUCACUGUCGAUCCAAAUGCCAUUGAAAAUUUAAAAAUCACUAAUGGUGACUUUUUGCAUGCUAUAGAAAAUGAUAUCAAGCCUGCAUUUGGUACAGCCUCCGAAGACAGUGAGCACUACCUUGCUAAUGGAAUUAUUAGGUAUGGUGAACCAGUGGAAAGCGUAAUUAAUGAUGGCAACCUUUUGAUUAAUCAAACGCGUAUGGGAAACUUGGUCUCACCAGUCAGUGUUUUGCUUGAAGGCUUAGAAGGGAGUGGCAAAACAUCCAUUGCUGCUCAUCUUGCAUACAAGUGUUCUGAAUUUCCCUUUGUUAAAGUUGUUUCACCUGAAAACAUGAUUGGCUACUCUGAGAGUGCGAAAUGUCAAGCCAUUAAGAAAAUAUUUGAUGAUGCGUACAAAUCAGAAUUGAGCUGUGUUAUUGUAGAUGAUAUUGAAAGGUUAUUGGAUUAUGUGCCUAUCGGGCCUCGAUUUUCCAAUGUUGUUCUUCAAACAUUGAUUGUUUUGUUGAAGAAAAAGUUGAGACAUGGUCGGAAGUUGUUAAUUAUUGGAACAAGCAGUUGUAGGGAUGUUUUGGAUCAAAUGCAGAUGUUAUCGUGUUUUAACACUGUCGUCCAUGUUCCUGCUAUCAUGAAUGCGAAUUAUAUAGUCAAUGUUUUGGAAAAGUUAAAUCACUUUACUCAAGAAGAGCUGACAGAUAUUGAGACCCAGUUAAGCAGUAAAUCAAUAUGUGUUAGUGUCAAAAAAUUAAUCAGUCUUGUUGAAAUGGCUGUUCAAGCUGGUCCAGAGGGUAGAGUUUUAAAAUUAAUCAUGCUCUUGGAUGAACAAUGUGGCAAAAAUUAAACUUAUUAUUUUAACAAGAUGUGUUAUGGUUUCUAAAUUUUAUUAUUAAAGUAAUUAUAUUUUUAUGAACAUAUUCAAGGGCUGUAUGCAAUGCGUUUGCUUUUCAAGGGCUGUAUGCAAUGCGUUUGCUAAAUCACAAUGUUUAGAAUAAAGCAAUUUUUUGGGAAGUAUGUAAAUCAACUUCGCUUAUUGUUUUUUUAGAUAUAUUUUGUAAAAGGUAAAAAUUAAAAUUAUGAAAUUACAUUUAAAUCUGUAUAUAAAGUCUUGCAUGCUAUAGUAAGGUGAUAAUCAUAAAGGAGUUUGUUAUUAUUAAAAAAAUGUAUUUCUAUGAGGAUGCUAUACGUAAUAUAGAACACGCUAUA